AAUUGCCUGUAAUUAAUUUAUUUGACUUAAAUACUGUGUUCACAGAAGAGCCACGGUAUCUUUCGGAUUAGUUGUAAGAAAGUCUAACAGGCAAAUCGGGUUUUAAACAAAUAAUACCGAAAAACUUAUUUUACUGCUUUUUCUGAGACGUUUUUUCACUCCGUUUGGUAAAACAGCUCCGACUAAAGUCAGGCGUCACACCGGAAACUGGUGGCAAGGCUUCCGGUGGACGAAAACAAAGGUGCUAGCAACGUUAGCCUCCAUAGCUCGGUUAGCAUCCUGCUAGCAGCUGUCGCCGUGUCCAGGUGUGUUGUGAGUCUGCGCAGCAACAAUGUGUUCCGUUGAGCCUCUGAGAGAGUUUAUCAGAGAGAGACUAACUGCUGCUGCUGAAGAAAUCUUCACCCAGCUGGAAAAAACCAUCGUCCAGUACGAGGAGGAGAUCGACCGGCAGCGGAGACUGCUGGACCUCACCUGGAGACCCCGGGUCAGCUUACAGCGAGCAGACGUCCUGCAGCAUUACAUCUGCAAGGAGGAGGAGGUUCAGACGGACCAGCAGCCCUGCAGCCCAGCGGCGGAGGUGCAUUUGGAUCAGGAGGAAGUAGAAUCUGUGCAGAUCAAAGAGGAACACGAUGAGCUUUGUGUCAGUCAGAAUGCAGAACUGGUUCUGAAAGAAGAGAUGGAUACCUUCAAGGUGAGUCCUGUUCCUGAGCAGGACUGUCCCAGAGAGCCAGAACCAAACAGCAACCUCAAACCGGCGGCUUUUAUGGGUCCUGUUUCUGAUGACGAUGACCUGAAAGAACCAGAACCAAACACGGACAAGAACUCUGCUGAGGCCGCGUACCAGAAUCAGGAAGAAAGCAAUGAAGACGACUUUGGAUCCAGCACGGAAGAGUCUGAGCAAGACAAGGAAAGUCGCAAAACAAAACUAAAAAGGCACCGAAAAAGUGGCACCAAUUAUAAUCUGUCAUCUUGCAAAAUUUGUGGAAAAACUUUCACUCAGAAGUAUCUGAUAGCACACAUAAGAACACACACAGGUGAGAAACCUUUUAACUGUUCCACCUGUGCCAAAAAGUUCAUUCUCAAAAGUCAUCUAAAAAACCACAUGAAGAUUCAUAGCGGUGAGAAGCCUUUCUCCUGUCAGACCUGUGGGAAAAGUUUCAUUCAAAGGAUGAAUUUAACUCUUCACAUGAGAACACACACCGGCGAGAAGCCCUUUCCAUGUGAAAUUUGUAACAAAACCUUUGCUAGCAGGAGUCAGCUAACUACUCAUGUGAGAACUCACACAGGAGAGAAGCCUUAUGCUUGUAAAACCUGUGGGAAAAGUUUUAGUACCAGAGGUACUUUGAUUAGUCAUAUGAGAAGUCACACAGGAGAGAAGCCUUUCUCGUGUCAGAUCUGUGGACAGAGUUUCACUCAGAAACCAGGUCUCAAAGUUCACUCACGAAAACACACAGGAGAGAAACCGUUUAUGUGUCAAACCUGUGGAAAGAGUUUCAAUCAGAAAAGUGCCUUGCUCACACACAUAAGAACUCACACCGGUGAAAAGCCCUUUUCCUGUUUGACCUGUGGACUACGUUUCAUCAUGAAGAGCAGUUUGACUCAGCAUAUAAGAACCCACACUGGGGAGAAGCCUUACUCUUGUCAGAUCUGUGGGAAACGUUGCAGUUUAAAGGGUAAUCUGAAGUUCCACAUGAGGAUUCACACAGGGGAGAAACCAUAUUCAUGUCUUACAUGUGGAAAAAGCUUUGCAGUAAAAUGUCAAUUAACUCGUCACAUGAGAACUCACACAGGUGAGAAACCCUUCUCCUGUCAGACCUGUGGAAAGGGUUUUACCAAGAACCUUUAUUUAAUUGCCCACAUGAAAACUCACACAGGCGAGGCAGUUUAACAGAGAGGUCAGAGGGCCCAACAUGUGGUGCCUGUGCAUGGCAGCCUCACUUCUGUCAGACUGCUCCAGGGCAGAUGUGGCUACGAUGUAGCUCACAAUCAUUGGUGUGUAAAUGUAUGAAUGGGUGAAUGCAUCGGUGUCACAAUAAUCACUGUGAUUGAGACAUCUCGCAAGAAAAUUAAUUCCACUUGAUUCAUAGGAGACGUGCAGCUAAAGCUCCAAUUUGGGUUUUCCUGGUUACCUGCAGGAAAUCAGAAUCAACAAAGUGAAUUACUACUGCAGGCUGCUGAAAACUGGACAAAGUAAUGUCUGUCCGCUUGGCUUCUCCCAAUGUCUAAGGCUACAUUCACACAGUCAGUCUUGAUGUGUAAUUAAGAUUUUAAAUUUAAAUUAUUUUAUUUUUUAUUUAUUUUUUGAUAAAAUCCACUUUUUUGUGUGAUCGUUUGUGCCUGUGGGAACAAACAACCACACACGCACCGUCAUGCACCGCUCUUGCCUAUUGUUGCUAACAGGGCGGCCAUCUUGGAGUAGCGUUAUGUUUGGCAGGCGCUAUGAAGUAUCAGCACACUUAAUAACAACUUGCUAAAUACUAAACAGAUUUUCACACUUUUUUGCUGUAAACCUUAUUCAAACUGUUAUAGCUACAUGUACAAGGACAUUACUUCUUAAAGUAUUUUUGAAUUUGAUAUGUGGUUCAGCAUAUUUAAAUAUCCUUACUGGGGAGAAUAAAAUGGGAAUAAAAUAUCCUGAUUUAAUCUAUGAUGGUUAUUUUACAAAACACAUAAGACACAAAUAGAUUUUAUAAAUAU
This is a messenger RNA of Poecilia latipinna (sailfin molly), 2697 nucleotides long. RefSeq names its product gastrula zinc finger protein XlCGF57.1-like. Gene Ontology annotation, biological process: regulation of gene expression. The transcript is spliced from 2 exons. The record is from RefSeq and is a predicted model, not a curated record. Gene Ontology annotation, cellular component: nucleus. Lineage: Eukaryota; Metazoa; Chordata; Actinopteri; Cyprinodontiformes; Poeciliidae. Bases 332 to 1888 code for a protein of 518 amino acids.